Molecule: messenger RNA, 3495 nt
Organism: Styela clava
Lineage: Eukaryota; Metazoa; Chordata; Ascidiacea; Stolidobranchia; Styelidae
Source: RefSeq, a predicted model, not a curated record
UCAAGAUGCUACUCGAGCAACAACUUGUAAAUGGCAUUGCUUACAUCCAUAGAAACAAUGUCAUACAUCGCGAUUUAAAACCUGAUAAUAUCUUGGUAUCAGAACAUGGAAUGCAAUUAAAAGUAAUAGAUUUUGGAUUAAGCAAAGAAAUGAAACCCGGUCAUUCUGUCACCAAAGCGAGCGCUUUAGGCAUUGGUACAGAUGGUUGGAGAGCCCCAGAGACAUACAGUGACAAUGUCAUAUCCAAACAAGCCGACGUAUUUUCACUGGCCCUUGUGAUACAUUUCAUUGAAACUGAUGGGAGUCACCCAUUUGGUGAUAACCCUGUUGGAUGGAGUUACCUUAUAAUGCAAAAUCAAGGUUGUGACCUGAGCAAACUUGGAAGUGAGAUGAGGGAUUUAGUCGGCUGGAUGCUUCGCCGAAUUCCAAGAGAGCGACCUACUUUGGAUCAAAUCCAACAGCAUAAAUGCUUUGGUAGGGAACUGGUUUGCCCAUUUCCAAAUCUAGGCUUCGACCAACCUCAGACAGUGGAAAAACUUAAACAACAGAAAGAUGAAGCAGAGAAAGAAAGCAAGAAUUAGAAAGGACCAGACAACAAUUAGAGAAGAUGAUGCGUCAACAAUCACAAGAGAUGGAAGACACGAAGAAAGAAAAUAAGGAAUUGAAGCAAAAGAUAAAAGAAUUUCCGUCCUCAAGUAAAGUUGCUUCAUCAGGCCUAGGAAUCAUCCAUCAACAACCACCUGAUGGAAGAAUGUCAGUGAAAACGUUGGAUCAAUCGCUGCCAGGAUAUGGAGAGUUGUACACUUUUGUCAUCACCUACUCUUUCCCUGCUGGAAGUCUGAAUGGUGUUUCAUAUGAGGCGAAGGAAUUCACCGAAUAUUUGCCUGCAGUGGGCUACUUUAAAAACAUGCUCACGAAAGCUUUCAAUGCAGGAUUGCUCUUCAAGAUUCAGAUAAUUAAAAGCAAUAGAGGAGAGAUAAUAUGGAAUGAUGAAAUUCCUCAUAAGACCAACAAAUAUGGAGGUCCAGAAAACAACGGAUAUCCUGAUGAUGGCCAUAGCAAAAAACUUCGUGAAGCAUUGAUGGCGAAAUUAAAGUUAGCAGGAAUCAGAUUAUAACAAGAACAAUGGACAUUGUACACAAACAGUAUUAUAUUUAAAACUCGUUCAUUAUAUUGAUACUGUCGGACAUUUUAGCAGUAAAGGAUAAUAUAGGCCACUCACUGAAUAUUAGGAGGUUCCAUGAACUGCAAUUCAGUCUUUCAUGUUUGAAAACAACUUUAUUCUGUUAAUUGGAGAAUCAUAAAGAAUUGUAUUUGGCAAUGAUUAUGCAAAUACGGCUGAAUCUUCAACAAACCAACAUUUUCUAUUUUUAUAAACUUUGUCAAAUUUUCUCUUUUUCCUUGUAAUGUUAAUCAAAUCCAGGGUAAUUAUGCAUGUACAUUUAGUAUUUGCUUACAUACUUUUUAUUCUUAUCUAUUGUAUAAUAUUUCAUUUAAAUUUCUUCAAUCUCUCUAUUCAACCAAUUUCAUAAUGUAAUUUUCGUGUGCUAUAGCACUUGUUAUUUUUUUCUGACACAUUCGUCGAUGUUACACAAACUAUGGAGUCGAAAUAAAAACCUAAAUUCCAUAUUUACUGCUUCUUCAGAAUUACUUUUCUCAAAGUUCACAUAUUUUAAUUUGCAGUAUGUCCAAUUUUGUCUUCACUAUUUAUCCGAUCUGUUUUAUCUUUCUUUUACAAUUAUGCAAAGAGAAAAUGAAAAUUUUAAUACUUCUCCAAGUAAUAUAAGUGAAACAAAAGAGGCUCUUUGCAAGGUACCACAUUGCUAUGCAGCAAUUAUGCAAAGGGAAAAGGGAUUUUCCAAUACUUUUCCAUGUAAUUUAAACUAAAGAGGCUCUUUACUCGCUCUUUGCAAGCAGCCACUCAAGGUACAUUUGCUUUUAUUUUUAACAUAUCACCCAUUUGUUUUGCGGGUUUAGAGAGUUGCAAUAAAAACUUAUUGGUACUCAACCAAGAUGGCCAACACCAGAACGUAGUAUGUGUACCAUAUCAUAUUUUAGUUCUAUUAAGAGUUCGGGGACUAGCCAAGUGACUCUCGUAGUAUUUGUACCUGAAAUUAUGGCUUAAUCUGGUACACAUACUACGUUCCGGUGUCCGCCAUAAUGGUUCACAUACUUGGAGUGCCAACUUAUUUAUAUAGUGAGCAGUCUGUCAUCGGCCUGGUGGCCAAUCUAAAUAUGAAAGAGAUUAAAUGAGCAAAUGUAUCAUAAACUUGGCGGAGGAAGCUGUAACUAAUCACAGAAUAUACGACCAUAUUAGCGUUCAUUAGCUUUUUCUAUGUUUUAUUCUGUAAUAUGAUAUGCUUUAUUUUAUAUCUAUCGUUAUAUAAUUGCUAGAAUAUGCAAUUCAAAUGGUCCACUGAUUAUAUUUAUGUGAUAUUUUCAUGCACCUUUUUUGGCCAUGAUUGGAGUGAGUUUAUUGUUUAAGAUGUGUAUAUGACUUUAUUUUGCAUAAAGAGAGAUUCAUAAUCAUUUUUCCAAUCACUUAUUAUUUUAAUUUUUUAUCAUGGUUCAGCAAUAUACAUUGAUUUUUAUAUUUCUUGCUAUCAAUUUCAUAUUUAUCUUGCUGGCAACAAAUAAUUAAUCAGAUAUUCCUUUUGAUCAAUUCUAUCUCUUAUUUCAGUGUUGUUGACUAUAUAAUUCAAAUAUGCAAUUUUUCAAAGAAAUGCACUUUAUAUAUACCAGCACUCAUAAUUAUUUUAUUUAUUCCAUUCAUUUGAAUCUUUAUGUUGCGAGUCACUUGUACAUAAUACAUGGAUAAAUCUGUUAUGUGUCAUAGGUCGAUUUAUCAACUCUGUCUAUCUGUAGUAGAUUGAGUAAUUCUAAACAUUAGUAUUUUUCAAUGUUAUAAUGUUAAUUUCCUAUAUGUUUUUUUUAAUUUUUUUUUAUAGUAAUUCAUAUUUUGACAAUUCCUAUGAAUUUUAAUUCUAAAAAGCUAAAGUUCAUUCAUAAUACUAAACUAACUUCUUAUGCAAUCACAGUUUCAAAGCAAUUUUAUGCAUAAUGUACCCUUUUCAUCAGAAAUUUACAUUACUUAUUUUAAGUAUUUAAUUAUUUCUACCUAAUUGUCCCUAAUUUGCCAUGUAUGGUGUGUAUUUUAGUUUGGUAGUUUUUGAAAUAUUGUUUAUUUGAGUUCAUUUUUUCUGUAGAAAUUAAUUGUCAUUAUCAACUGUAAUAUGGGUGCAAAUUUUGUUUUAUAAACAUCAGUCAUUGUGAUUCACUAAAUCCUAGUUAGAGCUGUGUUUUCCAUCUCCGCUGUAGCAUUUUAUAUACAUUUCUGUAUCUGUGUCAAUAAUUUCCUUAUGAUACUUGGAGCCUAUUAAUAACUUCUGAUAUGCAAUUGAAUUACCUUUAAAUGAAUCUAAUAUGUACUUUGUUUUCGAAAGUAUUUGUAAGAUAAAUUUACAUUUCCUCACAAUAUAUACCCGUCAAAAAGGA